Cornus florida is the source of this 1598-nucleotide messenger RNA. RefSeq names its product probable aspartic proteinase GIP2. The transcript has a single exon. Lineage: Eukaryota; Viridiplantae; Streptophyta; Magnoliopsida; Cornales; Cornaceae. Gene Ontology annotation, molecular function: aspartic-type endopeptidase activity. Gene Ontology annotation, biological process: proteolysis. The record is from RefSeq and is a predicted model, not a curated record. The coding region runs from base 42 to 1349 and encodes 435 amino acids.
ACCACCUCAAACAUCAUCCUAUCUAUCUAGCUAGCUCUACCAUGGCUUCCUCCAUUCAGAUUCUCCUUCUCUCUUCUCUCCUAUUCAUUUCUCUCUCCAAUGCUCAAACCUCUUUUCGACCCAAAGCUCUUGUUCUUCCAGUCUCCAAAGAUCCUUCCACCCUCCAAUACCUGACCAAGAUCAAUCAAAGAACCCCUCUCGUCCCGGUUAGCCUCGUGGUCGAUAUCGGUGGCCAAUUCUUAUGGGUUGACUGCGAAAACAACUAUGUUUCCUCCUCCUACCGCCCUGCUCGCUGCGGCUCGGCCCAAUGCUCACUUGCCAGAGCCAGUGGCUGUGGGGACUGCUACAACGGACCCAAGCCAGGCUGCAACAACAACACAUGCGGUGUCUCUCCGGACAACAGCAUCACCGGCACCGCCACCGGUGGUGAGAUUGCUGAGGACGUUGUGUCGGUUGCAUCAACGGACGGGUCAAACCCCGGUCGGGCAGUGACCGUUUCCAGGUUCAUUUUCUCGUGUGCACCAACCUUCCUUCUAGAAGGCCUGGCUAGUGGUGUGAUGGGCAUGGCAGGACUCGGCCGAACCAGAAUCGGAUUCCCCUCCCAGUUUGCCUCCGCCUUCAGUUUCAACAGAAAAUUCGCCAUUUGUCUCACGUCCUCCACAUCAGCUAACGGUGUUAUAUUCUUCGGUAACGGUCCAUACAAUCUUCUUCCUAACAUUGAUGCCUCUCAGUCACUCACCUACACGCCACUAUUUAUCAACCCCGUGAGUACUGCAUCGGCCUAUUCCCAGGGCGAGCCCUCCGCCGAAUAUUUCAUUGGAGUGAAGUCCAUCAAGAUUGGCGACACGGUCGUGCAACUCAACACUUCGUUGCUGUCGAUUAACAAAGAAGGGUACGGAGGAACAAAGAUAAGCUCGGUCAAUCCCUACACCGUCAUGGAGACCUCCAUCUACAAAGCAGUCACUGAGGCCUUUAUCAGUCAGGCUGCUGCUAGGAACAUCACUAGAGUUGCAUCGGUUGCACCAUUCGGCGUUUGUUUUAGCUCGGAGAAUGUUGGUAGCACUCGAGUUGGGCCGUCUGUGCCCUACAUUUAUCUGGUUUUGCAGAGUGAGAGCGUGGCGUGGACGAUGACCGGUUCAAACUCGAUGGUGUAUGUGAAUGACAAUGUGUUGUGUCUUGGAUUUGUUGAUGGUGGUUCAAACCCUAGGACUUCUAUAGUGAUUGGAGGGCACCAAAUAGAGGACAAUCUUCUACAGUUUGAUCUGGCAACUUCGAGGCUAGGGUUCAGCUCCACCCUCUUGGGCAGGCAAACUACAUGUGCCAACUUCAACUUCACCUCUAGUCCCUAAAUCAUCUUCUCCACUGCAUGAGAAACAUAUAUUACACAUAUAUUUACAGUUUGAAUAAGUUGGCUUGAAUGUCACGUGAGAUAGACCUACACUACAUUUGUUUUCUAAUUUCUUUUGUUACAAAUUCUGAUCUCUGUGUAUUUUUUUUUUUUUUAAAAGAAAGAAUAUUAUCAUUUUCCUAAAAAUAGUUAUAUGGCGCUGGAUUGAUUGAUUUUUGAAAAGUAUGUCAAAGUUAAUUUGCAGACUCAA